Antechinus flavipes (yellow-footed antechinus) is the source of this 1049-nucleotide messenger RNA. It is a transcript of the gene TEX50, whose product is annotated as testis expressed 50. The record is from RefSeq and is a predicted model, not a curated record. NCBI's taxonomy places the organism in Eukaryota, Metazoa, Chordata, Mammalia, Dasyuromorphia, Dasyuridae. The coding region runs from base 195 to 761 and encodes 188 amino acids. The transcript is spliced from 2 exons.
GCUUCCCUGGCUCAGAAAAUUAUAGCUCUUAUCUGAAAUCCUGUGGCUGAAAUAUCAUGCUGUUUAAAAUGGACCUGAACUAUUUCACUAUGAAUUUUAAAGACUUUUUUCUGCUCAAUCUCUAACAUGGCUUCUGGCACAAACAAGGUCAACUCACCAUAGAUUUUUUUUUUUUUCCCAGCUGGAAAAGAAACAUGUUCAUUCAAGGCCUGUCUCUGGUCAUUCCUCUCUGGUCUGUCUGCUUUAUCAAAGAGAGCUUCUGUAUCUGUGCUAGAACUACCUGGGCAAAGGUUGGAUGGGAGAUUUUUCCAGGGGAAGUGGACUUGAUGCAGCUUACGCCUCCACCUUCCCACUUGCCCUAUGGUCUGGACCAGCUGGGCUACAACUUUUGGAGCUGUACCCAGCUCUCUUAUAUUUUAGUGGAAACUCUCUUUGUAAUCCUGACUGUUUUAUCUGGACAUUAUCUUUGGAUCCAAUGGAAGAAACACACAAGGAAGCCAGAAGAUAAUUUUUCCGUAAAUGGUGAUCAACAAAAUCAGUCCAUUUAUGACAUUGACCAAAUCAUCUGCAGGCUGAUGUCAACCACAUCAAUGCUAACAAGAUAUGUAAAGCAAGUAUCCCACCAUUCCCCCAAAAAAUUGAAACACAGGAGAAAAUUAAGGAAAAAAAGGGAUGGAGACACACUCGACUGGAACUUCCAAAUGUGUUCACACAUUAAUUCAAAUUUCUCUGGUAUAGACCUUUUAGAAGAUAACUAUUGAAAGAGAAGACUCUUUUUUUGGAUGAAAAUUAAUUUUUGUGGCUUUUGUCAUUUUCUUGCCACAUUUAUGAGAUCUACAUUCAUGAACUCUGCAUAGAGAAGUCAUUUCUACUCGGCCAAAAAAAAGUGUUAUAUGAAGUAUUUUACUAACAUGGACAAAAAAAAUCUAGUACUAUCAUUGCUAUGAAUUUCUGCUCUUCUUUAAAUGAUGAAUUAUUAGGAAUUAAAUAAAUAAUUUCUAUAGAACAGCAUCUUAGCUUGAUGUUCUAGUAAAGUUCUGAAUUAUUAA